UGUGAAUGCACGUUUUCAAAUUCUUUCGGGAUGAGUGAGAGUGACGCACUUUUUGACGAUGUUUAUGAACUACAUGAAAUUAUAGGAAAGGGACCUUUCAGUGUUAUACGACGUUGUACUCACAAGGAUACUGGUAUUGAAUAUGCAGUGAAAAUAGUCGAUGUGGUGAAGUUUACAAGCAGUCCAGGACUUUCAACUGCAGAUUUAAAACGUGAAGCCAGUAUAUGUCAUCUGUUAAAACAUCCACAUAUUGUUGAAUUAGUUGAAACGUACAGUAGUGAUGGGAUGUUAUACAUGAUAUUUGAAUACAUGAAAGGUGCUGAUCUCGCAUUUGAAAUUGUCAAACGUGCUACAGCUGGUUUUGUGUAUAGUGAAGCAGUGGCAAGUCACUAUUUACGACAAAUUUUGGAAGCUAUACGUUACUGUCAUGAAAAUAAUAUUAUUCAUCGUGAUUUAAAACCACAUUGUAUUGUGUUAGCUAGUAAAGAGAAUUCAGCACCAGUUAAACUUGGUGGUUUCGGUUUAGCUACACACCUAAACUUGGAUACAAAUCAAGUUAGUGGAGAUUCACCAAUUACAGUUGAUCAAGAAAUAUUUGUUUCUUUGCGUUCUGAUCAAUGUGGUCGUAUUGGUACGCCACAUUAUAUGGCACCUGAAAUGAUUCGUCAUGAACCGUAUGGAAAGGCUGUAGACGCAUGGAGUUGUGGUAUCUUACUAUUUGUACUGCUUAGUGGUUCUCUACCUUUCUAUGGAACAAGAGAUAUCCUGUUUACACAAAUAGUUUCUGGACGUUAUCAUCGUCAACCUCAAGUAUGGAAUAUGAUAUCACCAGAGGCAAGAGAUUUAGUCAAAAGACUACUUGAAACAGAUCCAACACAACGAUUAACAAUUGAAGAAGCUUUACGUCAUCCAUGGAUAAGUCAAAAAGCUCGAGCAUCUAAAACGCAUCUACAUGAAACAGUUGAAGAGAUGAGACGUUUCAAUGCUAGACGUAAACUUAAGGGCGCCAUAUUAGCUGCUGUUUCGAGUACAAAAUGGGCAAGCUUUUAUACAGAGCCAAAUAUUAUGUCGGAUGAUGAUAUACUAGAUGAAGAUGAUGAGGUCACAUCAGCGGCUGUCAGUGCAGUAUUGGAUAGUUUUGAAGAGAUGCAGUGUCUUACAGAAUGUUUUGAAAAAGAUGCUGAUCUUUUUCAACCAGUAUUUGAAGAUGAGCACUUACAUUGUUUAUUAGAGCUCUAUGAUCAUAUUAAUACACAUUCACCUGGUAGUGAUUUUCGUGUUCCUGCUGAUGCAACGGAAAAAUGGUCUGAGGUUUUGGCAGAAUUAUCUUUACUGAAUAAAACAGAAAUGGUAUCAACAGUUAAUGAAUUAAGAUUCUAUAUGAAACAACCUCACUUUCGAGCAUUACUUCAAACAUACGAUGUGAUAGCUCAAGAAGUUUAUAGUCCAGAGGCAAUUCGUGUCACACCACCACCAUUGUCAUCAUUUUUGAACGGGGAUGAAGAUGAUCACAUGGAGUCAGAUACAGAACAACCACAAGUAACUCGUGUACGAUUAGUACAAUUUCAAAAGAAUACAGAUGAACCAAUGGGCAUCACUUUGAAACUUAAUGAAGAAAAUAAAUGUAUUGUGGCAAGAAUUCUGCACGGUGGUAUGAUACAUCGUCAAGGUACCCUUCAUGUUGGUGAUGAAUUACGUGAGAUCAACAGUGAACCGGUGGCUGGUCGUUCAAUCGAACAUUUACAACGAUUACUGCGUAAUGCUCGUGGAAAUGUGAGUUUGAAAAUUAUUCCCAGUUAUCGAACACAUCCAUUACAGUGUGAAAUAUAUGUGCGCGCAAUGUUUGAUUAUAGCCCUGAAAAUGAUGAUUUAAUACCAUGUACACAAGCUGGUAUCCACUUUCAUAUUGGGGAUAUUUUACAGAUUAUUAGUAAAGAUGAUCAUAAUUGGUGGCAAGCUCGUUUAUGGGGUUCAGAUUAUCAAGCACCAGCUGGACUUAUACCUAGUCCAGAACUUCAAGAAUGGCGUAUGGCUAAUAAAGCCGCUGAAUUAUCUCGUGAAAUGGGUAUUACACAUUGUGGUGCAUGGUUUAAGCGUAGAAAACGUCAAUUCAAAGAUAAGUAUAAAAGUAAACAUACAGCUAUAUAUGAUCAAUUGGAUUUAAUCACAUAUGAAGAAGUAGUAAGAUUACCACAAUUCCGUCGAAGAACACUAGUAUUACUUGGUGCACAUGGAGUUGGUCGACGUCAUAUAAAGAAUUGUUUAAUUCAAUCAUGUCCUGAUAAAUUUGCCUAUCCUAUUCCUCACACAACACGUACACCACGUAAAGAUGAAGUCAAUGGUAAAAAUUAUUAUUUUAUAUCACACGAUGAAAUGAUGCGAGACAUUGCAAGUAAUGAAUAUUUAGAGUAUGGUGCACAUGAAGGUGCAAUGUAUGGAACAAAAUUGGAUACAAUUAGACAAAUUCAUGCAGCAAGUUUAAUUGCAAUAUUAGAUGUGGAACCUCAAGCAUUGAAAAUAUUACGUGGCGCUGAAUUUGCUCCAUGUGUUGUGUUUAUUGCUGCACCAACUCUUAAUGAUAUGACAAAUGGACAGCAUAACAACAAUACAGCCGAUACUACUAAUAAUAAUAAUAGUAGUAGUAAUAAUGGUAGUUUAGAGAGAUUAGUUCGAGAAAGUGCACUCUUAGAACAACAUUAUAGUCAUUUUUUUGAUUUAAAAAUUGUUAACAAUGAUAUUGAAGAAACAGUUAUUCAAUUGAAACGUGCAAUAGAUGAAUUUCAAACUAAUCCACAAUGGAUACCAGUUACAUGGGUUUAUUAAUAUCAUUAAAAUUAUCCAUAAUUAUCAUGAUAUUAUUUAUUGUAUACUUAUUGAUAAUAAUUAAAAAUUUGAGUAUAAAUAAAUAUUAUCAUUUAUAACUAUUUAAAGAUAGAUAUAGUUUAUCAGAAUAAUAUUUAUAUUCUGAGUGAUAAUUGAAGAUGAAAUAAAAAUUUAAUGGUUACUGGUUCGAAUCCGGUCACAGUUCAGAUUUUCAUCUCACCUAGUAUAAAUAAACAUUGUUUAUAGUCAUGAUCUCUUUCUUUGAAAUAUGUUUUAUUCUUAGUAAAUGUCUUUCAUAUUAUAUAUUCAGGUCUACUAUAAUACUUUAUAUUCUUUAGUGUUGUCAUUGUGUGUAUGCCUACUUUUUUAGUUGAAAUUCAUCUUUUAUUAUGUGUUGUAUUUGUAAUUCUCUUCCAUAAUAAUGAAAUAUGUUUAAUUGGAGUUUUAUUACUGAUUUUUAUUUCAUUAAUUAAAUAGGAAGUAUGAUUUUAUGCUAUAAACUUAUUUUCAAAAUGUGUACCGCUUUUUUUUUUUGUUUGUUUAAAAUUAUAGUUUUUAGUGAAUAAGUUUAUUCUAUAUUUUUCAAUUUUUUUUUUCUUUUGUACAUAAAUUCAUUGACAAGUUGGUGAAAUGUUUAUUUAUUCAUUGAUAACAUAAUAUGUAUUUGAAGUUUUCAUAGUUUUGCUUUCUUGUUUUAAUGCAAUUAGAAGUAAUUCAGUCCAUUGGACAUUGAUCAUAGAAAUAUGAUUUUAUUAGUCAUUCAUUUUACUUCAAUUUAUCAACGAAUUUUCUCUUAUAUUUUCUUUUGAAUGGUUUUAAGUUGGCUUAUGGCAUUUAAUUAAUAUAAAGAAUGAAGUAAUAAAUGUGUAUAUGAAAACUUUAUUAUAAAUAAUCAGAUGCUAUUUAUGUCAUUAUGGCGCAAAGUUCAAUGUUUCAUAGAUUACAAGGUGGUAGGAAGUUCUAACUGUGAAUGGUUCUCAUUUGAUAUUUUCUAACUUUGUUGUUUAAUCUACUAGACAGAUGUUUAAAAUGUAUGUCAUGUGUGUGUUUCAUGACUCAAUCCUUUCAGAAUAACAAGCAC
Heterobilharzia americana is the source of this 3904-nucleotide messenger RNA. The record is from the annotation of a GenBank genome assembly. NCBI's taxonomy places the organism in Eukaryota, Metazoa, Platyhelminthes, Trematoda, Strigeidida, Schistosomatidae.